Messenger RNA from Xylaria bambusicola, 827 nucleotides. Its product is annotated as histone-fold-containing protein. NCBI's taxonomy places the organism in Eukaryota, Fungi, Ascomycota, Sordariomycetes, Xylariales, Xylariaceae. The record is from RefSeq and is a predicted model, not a curated record. Bases 126 to 551 code for a protein of 141 amino acids. Gene Ontology annotation, biological process: chromatin remodeling; RNA polymerase II preinitiation complex assembly; positive regulation of transcription by RNA polymerase II. Gene Ontology annotation, cellular component: negative cofactor 2 complex. The transcript has 4 exons. Gene Ontology annotation, molecular function: TBP-class protein binding; core promoter sequence-specific DNA binding; protein heterodimerization activity.
UAGUUGUCAGCUCGACACUCGCAACGGGGCUUAAUCCGUUCACCCUCCAGCGAAUAGCAAUACUUUUUCGGCCUAUUACUCCAAAGUUCUUAUAUAGGCUAUCAUUCACCAAACGCUAACUCACCAUGUCGGACCAUGAAUAUGGAGGUAAUGAUGAUCUAUCGCUUCCUAAAGCAACGGUACAGAAGAUCGUUAGCGAGAUCCUGCCGCCAUCAACAGGAGUUUCGUUCUCUAAAGAAGCACGAGAUUUGCUCAUAGAAUGCUGUGUUGAGUUCAUCACUCUCGUAUCCUCUGAAGCGAACGAGAUAUCGGAGAAGGAGGCUAAGAAGACGAUUGCAUGCGAUCACAUCACCAAAGCACUAGACACUCUCGGGUUUGGAGACUAUGUUCCGGCUGUGCUAGAAGCAGCCGCUCAGCAUAAGGAAACGCAGAGGGUACGUGAGAAGAGAGGCAAUAAAUUUGAGGAUAGCGGCAUGACGAUGGAGGAGCUAUUUGAACUCCAACAGAAGGAAUUUGAAGAAGCCAAGAAAAAACAGAGCGGCGAGGUUUAAGAGCUUCUUAAGUUAAUUAGACUGGCUUAACUUCUGUUAUUAUAGAUACAGAAGUACAUCACCGUGAUCAUCAUUGAAUGGUCUUCCAUCUGUCCGGUGGAAAGCACACAUAGGAAGCCAGGCUCGGGAGCUGUGGCGACGAUCGUGUAUUGCAUUGGUUGGCGUUGGGUCGAAGAAAGAAGGGAUACCAGCAACGGCGUUAUUUAGUGGUAUUUUCAGACAACAGAUAUCAUGAAACUCUCAUCAUGCAUUGAAACUCAACUUCGCCUUAUACAC